Molecule: messenger RNA, 3726 nt
Organism: Neospora caninum
Lineage: Eukaryota; Apicomplexa; Conoidasida; Eucoccidiorida; Sarcocystidae
Exons: 4
Coding region: 1-3726 (1241 amino acids)
Biological process (GO): signal transduction
Molecular function (GO): 3',5'-cyclic-nucleotide phosphodiesterase activity
Source: RefSeq, a predicted model, not a curated record
AUGAGGGCCGCGUUGAAGUCGGUUGAAAUCGACUGUCAAGACGAGACACAGGAGGGAGACGCUAGCGGCCGGUCUCCGGCUCGCCAGCCUUUUCAACCCCGGCAGAAUCGGGGCGAACCGGGAACGGAGCGCAGCGAAUCCGAGCCCCGCAGUCUCACUGAAGAUCCCGUCCUGCGAGGCCGCAAACCGAGUUCUCGUCAAGAGGAGCUCGGACGCAAAGACGAUCCGGAGCUCGAUGCCGCAGCGGAUUCGCACAACCCCCGUUUUUGCGAGAGAAACCUCCGAGUUUCUCGCUCCGGGUCGGACGGCCUGCGUGCGUCGCCGGAGAGGCACGGGAAGGUGUCUGUACACCCGGGGAGUCCUCCAGCGACUCCGAAGGCUUCGCUACUCGGUUUCAGCGCGCCGUCGCCCGCGAGCUGGUGUUGGAUUUUGCAGAGAGAGGGAGCGCGCGGAAACUGGCCGGCGAGGGCUCCUGUAGACGAAGAGCCGCGCACGGACGUUUCGAUUUGUGUGGAGCGCUCCGGGCGCGAUGCGCGGCUCGAAAGCUCCGUCCCGCCUGGGCCUUCUGGUCUCCGCCUCGCGUCUCCUCCGUUCUUGCCUUCUCCCUCACCUGCCUUUCCGGCGCAACCCGGGGCGUCUGCGCCGCAGUGCCCAGCCGAAAUUCCGCACGAAGGCGCGGAUUGUCGGCGGCGGCUUUUCGCCGCGCCUUUCUCGUCGGUGCCGCCCACGGGGAUCUGUUCGCCGUUCUCGGACGCGUCUUCGCUCUUCAGUCACCCGCCCUUCGGCACGAUGCGUUCCACGUCGUCGGUUCGAGAGAGCUCCAACACCAGUCCCAAGACAGUCGAGGUGUGCUCGACGAACGCAACGAGUGGAUGGUCGUCCUUCUCGCCGGUGCCGUCCGGCGGGAGUGUACGUACACCGCAACACUCCAGGCCGGGAAGCGACGACGACGCGAACUCGGGGCGCACAGACUCGAGUCUGGGCCACAGGCAGAUGUGGCUGUUGCCGCCGCCCUCCCACUCGCUGAGCUCGUCGAGCCGCGAAUGCCGCCUCCCCGCUGAAAGUUCGUGGCGCCGCCCGUCUGACGCGCCUACCAGCGACAGCGACCGGUCGAAGCGCCGAGGGAGGCCGGAGGGAAAGGCGAGCGCGACGGGAGAGAGAGAACGGGGGACUUCCGACGCCGAGCACGCGUUCUGGGCCUCGCCUCGCCGCUGGGACAGAGGCGACGAGCGGCGGAGCGAUUCCGGGCGCCGAAGCGCGGCUUCGGGGUCGUGUCGCGUCCAGGGCAGGGGCUGCUUUUUUCGACUUGGGCAACUUCUUCGACGCUCGCCACUCGCCCCCGCACAAACCUUCGACGACGAAGACGAGACUCUCUACGUGGAGGGCGUCCUGCGGUUCUCCCGCUACCGGUCGAUCCCCGUCGCCGUCGCGGUCCUCGUCAUCUCCUUCCUCUACACCCUACCGUUUGUCCUGCACGGUUUUGAGGAGCUCCACCACACUCCGUCUGCCGAGCGACGCAUUUUUGUCUUCUUUUCGUCUCGUCCUCCUGGAGGCUCGGCCCUCGACGCCGCUGCGUCUGAGCGAGGGGUGUACCCGGUGCGGGACUCUGACUACACAGCCGUCGUCCUCAGUCUCGUGUUUUGGAUCCUCUCGCUCGGCUCUGUCUUCGUUUUCGCCUGCUUUGCCAUCUUCGCCGCCUUCGUUCGGCGCAUCGAGAAGGUUCUCUGCUGGGUGACAGCAGUUCACUUCACCGCGCUCGCCUGCGCCGAGUGCUUCCAGGCGCUUCGGACCUCGGCCUGUCCCGAUUCCUUCCUCUCGGACGCGACGCAGGAAGCCGGCGGGUGCACGCGCGUCGACUCGGGGCUUACGCCUGAGCUCCUCAUCAUGCAAGUCUUCUUCCUGAUCGUGUUGGACUUUGUCUUUUGCGUUCGCUUGAAGACGUCGCAGUGGCUGCAUCUCUGUGCGGUGUCUCUGCUCUUGGCGCUGGCGGUCACCUACACCGUCGCCCUCCCGCUCCCUGCCUACCUCGUCGCCUCGCUCUGGGGCCAGUUCGUGAUCGGCUGCUUCGUCCUCUCGAGCUUGCUCCUCGCCGCCCUCGCCCUCGAGACGGAACGACGAAGAACGUUCCUCCACUGCCAGCAGGCCAAGGCGCGCGUCGCCGAGCUCCAGGAACGCGCUCAAACCGACAAGAACCAGGGAAAAGUCGCCGUCUUGGGCCUCAUCCACACGCUCAAACAGAUGGACGCCUGCCUGCGGCAACUGCAGAACCUCGCGCCUGAUGCCUCGGACGUGGUAUGCCAGCUGGACACCCUGCGUCUCCAGUGUCUCGGCAUCGCCACGAGCUCCGAAAACUUCUACGCUGUCAACGUGGAUUUCCUCCCCACCGACGUUCGCGACGUGCUGCAUCUUGCGGCGCAAGACUCCUCUGAGGACGAGGCCUUCAGAAACACCCAAAUCCUCCUGGGCGACAGCCUGUCUCCGAGGUUUCACUCGGGAACCUGUCUGGUGAUUGGAUCGCCGCCGCGCAACGCAGCCGCCCAGUCGGUCUCGCCUUUACACAGCCGCAAAAUGGCGCUUCUCGGCGAGAUGGCAGCUGCUGGGAGAGUGCCAGGGCGGCGCGCCUCCUGCGAGGCCUGUGUCGGAUCUUCAGCGGCGAAGGACAAGGAGACAGGCGAGAAGGAGAAGGCGAAGCCUGUGCAGGUUCCGCCUCUCGUCGAGCACGAGUUGCUUUCCCACGUGGGAAGUUUUUGGCCGCUCGACAUCUUCAAAAUCGACCGGGAAUGCAACGGAAACGCGCUGCUUCACGUCGGGUAUCACCUCCUGGAUCCUCUGUUGGCUGCGGGAUUCUUGUCCUGUUCGCGGGGAGUCGUCCUCGAGUUUCUCUACUCGCUGCAGUGUCUGUACAACGGCACGCCGUACCACAACCAGAUUCAUGCGGCAGCGGUCGCGCACAUGGCGCUGUCUGUCUGUUACCUGUUGGAUUUGUUUCAUCCGACCCUCGGGGCGUCUCCGAGCGAGGGCUCGCAGCUCUUUGCACACCAGCUGGCCUUGAUCGUUGCGGCGCUCGGCCACGACGUGGGGCAUCCUGGCCGGAGCAACGCGUUCCUCAUUCAGUCCUCCUCGACGCUGUCUGUGGUGUACAACGAUCGUUCGAUCCUCGAGAAUUACCACGCGUGUCUGACCUUCUACACGCUGUCUCACCGCACCUGCAACAUCUUCCGGGGGAAGACGGUGACGCAGUAUCGGGACAUCCGGAAGAAGGUGAUUGAGCUGAUUCUCUCGACAGACAUGAGUCACCACUUUGAAUUCGCCACUCGAAUCGCUGCACGGCGCGAAAACCCAGACUUCAACUUCCGCGAGCGAGAAGAAGACCGCGCCCUCGUCCUCUCGCUGGCGAUCAAAGUGGCGGACUUGGGUCACUGCGCCGUCGACUGGGAGGCACACGCCGCCUGGUCGGCGAGGCUGAAGGAGGAGUUCUUCGCCCAGGGCGACGAGGAACAGAGGCUCGGCCUCCCGGUGUCUCCGCUCUGCGACCGGUCGCAACAAGGCCAGCUGCCGCGAAGUCAAGCGAACUUCAUCGAGUUCCUCUUCCUGCCGCUCGCCCAGCACGUCGCCGCCAUCGCCCCCGACGACCGAUUCGAGAGAACUGCCAUCGCGCGCGCCCGACAAAACAUCUUCUUCUGGGAAAGCAGACAAGCCGACAUCGACGCAAACAACGAAGAGUAG